AUGUCAGAUCGGGGCGCAGCCCUGAUAAAUCGCUUCAGCUCGAACCAGGAGCAGCGCGUGGCUCUACAACAAGCCCUUUACAAUGCUGGAAUGAUAAUUAUCUUGGGCGUUGUUGUGGCAUCAUUGGUCGCGCUCUACAACAUGUUGUACAUGUUUCUCACGCCAAUGCUCUGGGCUGUCCUCGCUGGAACCGUGCUUUUUCCGCUGAAGAGAAGAGUUACGGAAGUGACACAAGAUUGGCUUCUGAAGCUGCAAGAAACUGAUACGCCGUUGGUGAUCGGUUUGGUCGUCUCUCCCUACAAAAUGGUCACCCAUGCUUCCGAAUGCAUCUACAGAAAUUCGAUGGGCUAUCGUGGAGGAGCAAUUGUGUUGACCUACAUCCUCCUGAAAUUUCUAACCUAUGAUCGGAUAUUCGUCGAUGCCAUUGGAAUGUUUGGCACCACCUACGGUUAUGUGGAUUCUUUCUUGCUGAAGUUCACAAGGCCCUUGGUUUUUAACCUGCUUGCCUUGUACUUCAUUAUUUAUGCUACCUGGAUCUACAUACAAGAAACCGUGUCCAAGAAGCUGGCUCGUGCCCUUUCUGUCCCAAUCUGGCUAUUUAUUCUGGCCAAAAUAUCGACUUACUUCGGCCCGUUGCGCGUCUUGGUUUUCGGCGCGACUGCUGUAAUGCUUUCAAUUCUGGCUGCUGGAAUUGUUCGCGUCGACAAUGAAAGUGAUAUCAAGACUGAAACCGAAAGCGAAGAAGGCGGAGAAACUGAGGCCACUACAGAAACCGCUCCCGCUGUCGCAAAACCACCCGCGCCCACUCAACAAGCAGGUCGGGUUUUUUCUUUUAGCGUAUAUUUCCGGAAUUUUAGGCACCUGUGCACAUUGCUUUGGGUGGUGCGUCAUGAUUCAGCCAUAUUCCUCGUUGCUUGUCUAUUUCUGUUCGCACUCCUCCGGCGGGCAGGCACAGCACUCGGCAUUUUCCAAUUCAUCUCAUGCGCCUGGAACUCGUUCUCUGAUGCGGUACUUCCAAAGGUCCAGCGUAUCGUCGACAUCACUGUGGCCUCUCCUCUGCGGCAAUUUUUCAAGGUAUGUCUCUUGCAA
Messenger RNA from Mesorhabditis spiculigera, 1089 nucleotides. Lineage: Eukaryota; Metazoa; Nematoda; Chromadorea; Rhabditida; Rhabditidae. The record is from the annotation of a GenBank genome assembly.